This is a messenger RNA of Leishmania major strain Friedlin, 1350 nucleotides long. RefSeq lists its product as hypothetical. The record is from RefSeq and is a predicted model, not a curated record. The coding region runs from base 1 to 1350 and encodes 449 amino acids. The transcript has a single exon. Lineage: Eukaryota; Euglenozoa; Kinetoplastea; Trypanosomatida; Trypanosomatidae.
AUGACCUCGAGUUGCACCAUUGUCCCGGGGCACAGAGUUGCGUCGUCGGCUUCAGGGUCCCAAACACCGCAGGCCUCGACCCGCCAAGACGCCUCUUGGCUUCAUGGCAACGCGCCUUCCUCAGUGUUUGAGCUACGGCGUGAUGCGCUCCUGGAAUGGUUGCACCGAUUCUCGGAACGAGAGCGAAACGUGGGUGUGUCUGGUGUGGAGACCCCUCUUUCGGAGGAAAAGCCAGAAGAGCUCGACAGCAGUGUCGACCUCGACACUGCAUACAGGGCGUUCUUGCGAUGCGAAGAUGCCACGGCACAAGAAGCCCUCUUCACCCGUCUGGUAGAUUGGGUGGACGCUCAAUGCGCCCAGCCUGUCGUAUCAUCUGGUGCGUCGCCGACGUCCGCUUUCGCUGCGCCGGCUACCUCUGCGGCAGCGGCAGCAGAAGACAGGCAGUGGGGUGGUAUUCGCAUCCCACAGUGCUUGGCGGUCCCUUGUAUGGCGGCAGCUAUGACAUCAAAGGAGCGGAAGGCGACUGCGGCGCACGUGGGCGAGAAGGCCGACGGCGUCCGCGCUGCGAACGCCUUCGAGGCAAACGUGCGGCGGCGCUUCCCCGACAAUGCUGCCGUUGUCACCAAGCAACUGGCCUUUCAAGAAGCGCUGCUGGCGGUGCAGGAGGUUCUGACUGCGCAAAAGAUUCGUUUCUUCCUCGCCUGUGGCACGGCCCUGGGUGCGCGGCGUGACGGCUGCUUCAUCCCGUAUGAUGAAGACAUUGACCUUGGUAUCCUCUACGCCGAUAUCGCGGUGCCUGUAACGGAGGGCGAUGAUUGGCCAGUGCCCGACCUCUCUUUUCCCUCUACCGCCCCGGCCGGCUUGAGCUAUGUGCAGAUGCGUGUGUACCGACUCCUGCACGCGCUGGCAUCAACGCGCGCGUUCGUCGUCUUCGACAUUUGCGGCGCUGUUGAAAAAGGAUUGGAGCUGCGCGCGCUGCACCUGGCCACCAGCGCUCGUAUCGACAUCAAUCUCUACUACCCACCUCUGUGCACCACCGCCUGCGGCGGAGACGGUGACGCCAGCGACGAUGCGCUAGUGCGCGAGACGGGCCCUUUUGUGUGGGCCGCCUCUUUUUACGAGGCAGCUGGCGCGCGCAAACACCGCAUGUAUCGCUAUCGGCACAAGCCCUUCGCCACAGAGCUAGAGGAACUUCCAUUUUGUGCCAAGACGGCGUCUGUGGGCAGGGGUUUUUUAGUACCCCCAGAGCGCUAUCUCGUCGAGAACUACGGUGAGGACUGGCGGACACCGAAGCAGUACUCGUACACAGAGGGCCUUGCAGGUGAGUUCAAGAAUAUCCUGAAGGAGUAA